This is a messenger RNA of Aaosphaeria arxii CBS 175.79, 3304 nucleotides long. RefSeq lists its product as uncharacterized. Bases 221 to 2977 code for a protein of 918 amino acids. NCBI's taxonomy places the organism in Eukaryota, Fungi, Ascomycota, Dothideomycetes, Pleosporales. The record is from RefSeq and is a predicted model, not a curated record. The transcript is spliced from 3 exons.
AUACUCCCUCUCGAUCACUCACCCAGUAGAUGCCCAUUACCCAUUACUUUAUUACCUACUGUUAGGUGUUGUCUUAUUCACUGGUCCCUCAAACCCAACACGACAAGACACGACAGGACACGCAAUCCCCGCCGCCUCGCACUCCCGGCUGAAUACCACCACACAUCCAUGAGAGUAAUGCACUCGGCAGCUACAUGAGACGUGCCCGUCUCUGAACAGCAUGGACUCCUCCCCGCUCUUCGCACCUGGUACACUCAGCUCGCGCUCACCCUCUCCUUUCGAAGACGACCUUAUUGCGAACGACUCUACCAUACAAGAUGACACCCGUCCCCUUUCGGCCGCAGCAGAAUCCGAAGGCGAGGUUGACAACAAGGUGGAGGAUUCAAUGACGGAGCCACCGUCCAAGUCAAUGAAAGGGAAAGAGAAGAUUCGGAAAGGCCCUCUACGUUUACUCGAUCUCCCAGUAGAUGUGCUGAAGGAAAUCAUACAUCAGCUUCCCCAUACGAAUGACUUGACAUCUUUGGCCCUCUGUCACUCUGCACUUCAUCGUUUAACUAUCCCAUGCAUAUACUCUCGGUUUGACAUUGUCUGGCCUGAUGAGAGUACUCACGCUGAGCCAAGAUCUGGUGUCGAUGCGCUUACUUAUGGUCUGGCGACUCUGGUCAUGGGCGAAGACAGCUUCCCUCAUCAGGCUCAUCCUCGGAAACAAGAUGCCGCAGUUGAAGAACCAGAAUCUACACCUCAUCCUAUAACAAGGCGCCGAUUCGGGAACUACUAUGCACAAUUCACCAAGAAAUUCUCUCUAGGCGACGGCCCUGCCGCAUGGGUUCAGGAGUACAUGAUAACGAAGGAGGGCGGAAAGAUGCUAGGCACACUCGUUGCUCUUGGAAUCGCUCGUAUGAUCAACCUCGAAACAUUUGUCUGGGACAUGCCCACCGGUGUUUUGCGGGAUGUUUGGAUGGCAUUAUCCAGCCUUGCGCAUCGAACUGAUGGCGAGGAAUGCCGCCUUGAACGUCUCUGGAUACGGUGGCAUAAUAACACAAUAGACACGCCGGCUCCUUUGCCUGCCCCGCCGAUGAACUUAAUCAACGUACCCCCACCACCAAACACUGCACACCCGAGCGGGGUCGGCAUUGUGCAGGCUCCUAUAGCCACGCCUGUUCCGUAUUCCCAGCCGAUAGCUUCCGCCAUAGAACGAGUCGAGCAUCCUAAUUUCUCCGUAAUCCCUGCCUUGAAGAGUUUGAGCGUAUUGGACAUUGAUGAACUUCCGUAUCUAGAUGAGAUGGCCAUUCUGAUUGCAAGGUCGCAAAAGAAAUUGCGAGAAUUAAGAGUUGGAAUUGCUUCUCAUGCGCAGCAGCGCGACUGGGUAACAGUCUGGGAAGGCGAUGGUGUCCAGCAGGUGGACUACAGCACGACAUCCACAGCAAGCAGUACCAUUGGUGAAAAGCGGCUUGGGGGCGUGCUAGGCGUUCUGGUGGGAAGAGUCCACAACUUGCGCCAGAGCAACAGCGCACAGUCUCGUCCAUCGGUCACGACGGCACAACUUGCAAAUCAACUGGCCGGUGUGAAGAUCGAGGCCUCGGACGCGAACCAAUCUUCAAUGCAACACAAUGAACGAGAAACGGACCAUCCCGAACACGCAGAGCAUUCAGAACAGAUCGAACACGGAGCGAGUGGAGGAGGUGAUGGUGUUCUAGAUGCACCAGAGGUUGAACAGCCAGCUACUAAUACAAAAGGAGCGCAUGCUAGCCAGGGCUUUGAACCCUUGCAUCCAAGUCACACGGAUUCAAAAACUGAAGGGGAUGUCUUUAGAAUGAACGAAAAGGCACUCGAGCCAACAGAGCCAGCUUUAACAGGACAAUUGAAGGUGGAAGUGCUAGAGUUGGAACGCGUGCCACUGUCAGUAACAGUCUUGCUCAAGGCGUUUGACUGGACCGUCCUGACGAAUCUGACACUACUACACUGCACCAAUCACGAACAUCUAUGGAAGUCACUACGGCGUUCUUACACUCCUCGCUCCUCAUAUCCAAACGGUUCUCCAUCCUCUUCAAAGGCCUACAAGGCAUCUUAUACUCUUCGGUCAGAGUACUGUUUGGGUCUGAAGAAGAUCCAUACCAACACGGUUUCUCCAUCUCUGAUAUCGUUUCUGAAGGAAACCCUUGCCCCAAACACACUCGAGGUUCUCUUCCUCCAGGAAGGAAGGACGUACUCCUCGACGGUAUCGGUAGAUGCAAUCUAUCGCGGCCCCCUUCGCAGACAUCGGACAAGCCUCAAGAAAUUGAUGAUCGACAGCAGUGAGAGGGGCCAAGAUGGUCAUACCACAACGAGUUCAAGAUGGCGUAGGUGGAUGUUGACUCGCGAGAUUAUUACAUUCAUCACAAGUGGUCGAAUGAUUAGUUUACGGGAACUUGCCGUUUCAAUCGAUUACAAAGAUUGGCACCAUUUCCUACAGCGACUUCCGCUCAUACCACAUAUCCGGUCUUUGUACAUUCCGUAUAUUGCAGAUCAUGCUCAUGGGAACAACAUCGACCCGCGAGAGCUAGCAAUGCAGAUUCUGGACAUUGUACACUUACGACCUGAAAUUGAGAUAUGCUAUAUGGGUAUAUCCCAGAAAUGCUUUGAAAUUCUCGAAAAUCGGCCCUCUAAUUAUGACCUCCGACCGGAUGGCCUCAAUGGUGGCGAUGGUGGGACACACGGAAUGGGCGGUGGUUACGCCACCCACGAUCCUCUCAUGUCCGACGAGGAGUCCGAAGCGACAGAGGAAGAAGACGAUGACGACUUUGAUGGAGGUGUGGACCCUGUGGGCGAUAUGGACGAAACAGAAUCGGAGGCUUCCGAUGAUCGCCAUGAUGACUCGGAUGAAGACUCCUUUGUUCAAGAUGACAGAAAAGGCACGAAGCUCCGAAUACGAGAAAUUUUAUAUUAUGAAGAAAGAAUAUCGGUUUACAAGGCGCGACAUGGCGUACUCAAGCCGUAAGGCAACGAUCAUCAGCCUCGACCUCCAAGGUUCAUGGCGGCAUGAUCAAGUUGCGACGGGCGAUACAACGAACACUCUGGCAGUUUUUCUUGAGCGAAUUAUUCAUUACACUUUCCUAUCUUUGGGAGCAUGGUUUUCGGGGAACAUAGGAAGGCGAAAGGCGCGGGUCUGGAAGAUAUCACUGUAUGUUGAGGGGAGUUUAACUCGGUUUGCAGGAUUUCGGAUGGCCAUCAGAGGGCCCUAUCAGUAUAGUUUUAUUCAAAUGAACCACAGACAUUGAUGCAUUAAUUGAUAGAUGAGAACAUCGGUAAUAUGAUAUAUCGCAAC